Megalops cyprinoides (Indo-Pacific tarpon) is the source of this 3831-nucleotide messenger RNA. It is a transcript of the gene nol6, whose product is annotated as nucleolar protein 6 (RNA-associated). The transcript has 26 exons. Gene Ontology annotation, cellular component: small-subunit processome; CURI complex; UTP-C complex. The coding region runs from base 99 to 3560 and encodes 1153 amino acids. NCBI's taxonomy places the organism in Eukaryota, Metazoa, Chordata, Actinopteri, Elopiformes, Megalopidae. The record is from RefSeq and is a predicted model, not a curated record. Gene Ontology annotation, biological process: tRNA export from nucleus; rRNA processing.
UGUCCAUGUGUGAUGUGUUGCGGCUUGGAUGUGAGCGCUUUGAACCAAUAGCGUAAAUCAUAAUAUAUAUUUUUAUUUGUUUUUGCUAUCUGAAAAUAAUGAAAAGAAAGACAAACGGGUCGACGACCAUAGACCCGGAGAAAGAGAUGGAAGAAGCUGCGUACUCCCACAGUGAGGGUGAGGGUGAGGAGGAGGAGGAGGAAGACGGACCCACAGGGGCAAAGAGGAAGGUGACAGAGAGGGUCUCGGAGGACGGGGUCCUGCGUCCCCUGAAGCUGACCCGGGGCGAGCUCUACAAGCCACCCACUGCCGAGGAGCUGAACCAGCUGAAGGAGGCAGAGAGCUUGUUCCACUGCAGCUUGCUGAAGAUGCAGAUGGAAGAGCUGCUGAAGGAGGUGGCCCUGAGCGAGCGCAGGAAACGGCUGGUGGACUCCUUCGUGCUGAAGGUCACAGAGCUGCUCCACACUGUGCCACAGACCCCCGACGUGGAGCUGAGUGACCUGUCAUGGCUGACCGGGGGAGUUAAGAUGCCUUUCCUCCUGGUGCCCAAGGCUGUCAAGGGCAAGUUCCACAUGGCGCCCCCUGCUGCCAUCUCCUUGAUUGGCAGCUAUCCGCUGGGCACCUGCACCAAACCCCGGGUCUCUGUGGAUCUGGCUGUCACAAUCCCCUCUGCUAUCCUCCACCCUAAGGAUGCCCUGAACCAGAGGUACCCACGCAAGAGGGCCCUCUACCUGGCAGGGCUGGCACAGCACCUCUCGUCCUCUCCUGACAUCGGAACAAUGCGCUACUCCAGUCUCCAUGGAAACCAUCUUCGCCCACUGCUGCUGCUCACACCCCCUGAUAAAGACUCCAGCAGCGUGACUCUAAGGCUCCAUGCCUGUCCUCCCCCGGGGUUCUUCAAACCCAGCCGCUUCCACCCCCAGAGGAACAACGUCCGCACAGCCUGGUACACGGGCCUCAGCACCGAACAGCCAGACACCACUGAGCCGCCCACACCCCACUACAACAGCACGGUGCUCGGAGACCUCCUGCCCAGGGCUCACCUGCAGUUCCUGUCUGCCAUUGCCUCCCAGUGUGCUGCCUUUACAGAGGGCGUGGCCUUGCUCAAAGUGUGGCUGAGGCAGAGAGAGCUGGACCAGGGCUCUGGUUGUUUCAGUGGGUUUGUGGGCUCCAUGCUGGUGGCCUACCUUCUCUCCACUCACAGAGUCAGCAACAGUAUGACUGCCUACCAGCUGCUGAGGAACUGCCUGCACUUCCUGGCUUCCACAGACCUGACGCAGAACGGCAUCACUCUGGCAAAGGAGCCCGACUCGACCGCGCCGUCUCUCUCUGAGUUCCACAGUGCUUUCCAGGUGGUGUUCGUGGAUCCCUCCGGCCACCUCAACCUCUGUGCAGACAUGACCGCCAACACUUACAAGCAGGUCCAGCACGAGGCGGCGCUUUCCUUGCAGUUUUGGGAUGACCCCACUUUGGACGGCUUCCAGGCCCUCCUGAUGACUCCCAAACCCAUGAUCCGGACAUGUGACCACGUUUUCCAACUGUGCGGGCUGGUGAAACUGCAGGCAUCCUGCAAGAAGCUCAACCUUCUCAGCGAGCUCAUGGACCACAGUGGGAACUACGUGCUAACAGCACUCCCAUUUAUUCUGUCCCUCCUGCAACGAGGGCUGGGAGAAAGGGUCCGCCUUCUGACACACUCCCUGUCCCCUGACCCAGAGUGGCUGGUGAACAGUGAACCCCCAAAACACAAGGACCAGCCUCCUCUGUCCUUCGGUCUCCUGCUGAACCCAGAGAAUGCUGCCUCUGUGCUGGAGAGGGGUCCCCCAGCAGACAGCCCCAAGGCGGCGGAAUUCCGGCAGUUGUGGGGGUCCCGUUCGGAGCUGCGGCGCUUCCAGGACGGGGCGAUCACAGAGGCAGUGCUGUGGGCGGGCACGUCUGCCUGCCAGAAGAGGCUUGUCCCCCGUGAGAUCAUCACGCACCUGCUGCAGCUUCAUGCUGAUAUCCCAGAGUCCAGCGUGCGCUACACAGGAGGGCUGCUGGAUGAGGUCAUCAGAAUGGGACGAGAGACCUGCAGCACGGGAGAGGAGGAGAGCCUGAAAGUGGUGCAGUCCUUCGACGACCUGAGCCGCAAAUUGUGGAGGCUGGAGGGGCUGCCGCUGUCCAUCACCGCGGUGCAGGGCGCCCACCCCGCCCUUAGAUACACCCAGGUGUUUCCUCCAGUCCCCAUGAAACUGGACUACUCGUUUUUCGGGCGGGAGAAGGUGUCCCGUGCCCUGGUCCCGCAGGAGGGCAAGCCCUGCCCCAUCUACAUCACCCCUGUGAAAGUGAUCUGUCACAUGGAAGGCAGUGGGAAGUGGCCCCACGACCGCCUGGCCAUCCGCCACAUCAAGGCGGCCUUCCACAUCCGCCUGGGGGAGCUGCUGACCAAGCAGCAUCGCUACACCUGCCACGCCGCACCCACACACCUGGACGUCUGCAAGGAUGGGCUGGUGUUCCGGGUCCAGGUGGCCUAUCACCGAGAGCCCCAGAUCCUGAGGGAGGACAUCAGCGCUGAGGGGAUGCUGCGUUACCGCGACAACGAGGUGGCCCAGGCGCUGGAGAUGGAGACCCUGCACAGGCCCUACCUCACCAGCACGCUGCACGGGCUCCAGCAGCAGCACUCGUCGUUUGGGGCCGUGUGCCGUCUGGCCAAGCGGUGGCUGGGGGCCCAGCUCUUCAGUGGGGACGUCAGCGAGGACGUUGCCGACCUGCUGGUGGCCUCGUUGUUCCUGCAGCCAGCUCCUUUUACUCCUCCAGGUUCUCCCCAGGUGGGCCUGCUGCGCUUCCUCCACCUGCUCUCCACCUUCGACUGGAAAAACAGCCCCCUGGUGGUCAACCUCAACGGGCAGCUCACAGCCGCUGAUUACGCCGAGAUCAGAAACGAUUUCAUUGCGUCCCGGGAAGUGCUGCCCGUCAUGUUUAUUGCCACGCCCAAGGAUAAGAAGCUCUCCAUCUGGACUAAGGGUGGCCCAUCUGUGCAGAUGCUACAACGUCUCAUAGUGGUGGCAGCAGAGAGCCUGCGUGUGCUGGAGGAGCAGCUGAUGGACCCCAGCCAGACGCAGGACGUCCGGGUGGCCCUGCGCCCUCCUCUGGACGCGUACGACGUCCUGAUCCACCUCAAUCCCAAGCAGGUGCCGCUCUUGACGCAGGCAGUGGACCCGCCCCACGCCACCUUCAGCCGGGGCACCAUGCCGGGGUCUGUGCCCAGCUGCGGCGGGGCCCUCCCCGUCAUCGACUUCAACCCGGUCGGCCGGUACCUGGCCGAGCUCAGAGAUGCUUUUGGAGACUUGGCCCUGUUUUUCUGCGAUCCUUAUGGUGGAACAGUGAUAGCAGUGCUCUGGAAACCACAAGCCUUCACCCCACAGCCUUUCAAGACUUCGCAGAUGAGCGCCCGACGAGUGGAGGUGACGGGAGAGGAGGCCCUCACCGUCCCCAAUGUGGAAGCCAUUUUGGAGGACUUCCGUAUCAUGGGGGAGGGGCUUGUGAAAAAGGUGGAGCCAAGGACAGAGAGGUGGGUGGUGUAAGGCCACACCCCUGGCCUCACCGCACCCUCUUCCUGAGAAAACUGAGGCGGCUGCAAGCAAUUUGGCAAUGCUUUUAUAUCUUGUGUCAUUAUUUCCACAAUUUAAAGUGUCUUCGUGUGUGAAAUAAACAAAAAAACUCGACAGUUCCAUACUGUACAAUGGCAGAUCAGUGCUGUUCAUAGUAAUAAAAUAACAACCCAAAAUGCACCAUGCCAGGAUGUCCCAGAUUGACUUGUUGCAUGUUCGUCAUAAUGCUGGAUAAAUGCUAAAA